AUGGCUAACCUACGUGAAAAAUAUGGCCCUGUUUUCACCGUCUAUUUUGGGACACGUCCAGUUCUGGUCUUAUGUGGACACCAAGCUGUGAAGGAGGCCUUCAUAGACAAGGCAGAAGAGUUCAGUGGAAGGACUACCAUGCCUUCAUUGGAGCCUAGUUUCCAGGGAUAUGGAGUGAGUUUUUCCAAUGGAACACGUUGGAAGGAACUGCGCCGGUUCUCCCUCACGGUCUUGAGGAGUUUUGGAAUGGGGAAAAAGUCUAUUGAAGAGCGAAUCCAAGAGGAGGCCCAAUUCCUGCUGGAGGAAUUUCGGAAGACAAAGGAAAAUCCUUUUGAUCCUACCUUCUUCCUCGGCUGUGCAUUCUCCAACAUCAUUUGCUCUAUUGUUUUUGGGAACCGCUUUGACUAUGAGGACAAAGAAUUCCAGGCUUUCGUAGGGAUGGUACAUAAAUUCUUCUGGGAAAUGAGCACCGCCUGGGCCCAGCGAGCUGCGAUGCAGAAGGAUGAGGUGGGCGUGGCUAAGCACAGCUCUUCUUGA
Messenger RNA from Anolis sagrei ordinatus, 537 nucleotides. NCBI's taxonomy places the organism in Eukaryota, Metazoa, Chordata, Lepidosauria, Squamata, Anolidae. The record is from RefSeq and is a predicted model, not a curated record.